Molecule: messenger RNA, 3034 nt
Organism: Jaculus jaculus (lesser Egyptian jerboa)
Lineage: Eukaryota; Metazoa; Chordata; Mammalia; Rodentia; Dipodidae
Gene: Ankrd35
Product: ankyrin repeat domain 35
Exons: 14
Coding region: 78-2957 (959 amino acids)
Molecular function (GO): actin binding
Source: RefSeq, a predicted model, not a curated record
CCAGAGUCCCGUGGGUUUGGGAACCGGUGUCCCGGCUCUCUGCACGUCCCCGUCCCCCCGUGGCCCUAGCCCCAGCCAUGAAGCGCAUCUUCUCCUGCUCCAGCUCACAAGUAGCGGUGGAGAGAUGGAACCGUCGUGAUCAGAAGCUUCUUGAGGCGGUGCAGCGGGGGGACGUGGGACGUGUGGCUGCCUUGGCCUCCAGGAAGUCGGCCCGCCCCACCAAGCUCAACUCCAAUGGCCAGUCCCCGUUUCAUCUGGCGGCUUCCAAAGGCCUGACCGAGUGUCUGACAAUACUGCUUGCAAACGGGGCUGACAUCAACAGCAAGAACGAGGAUGGAAGUACCGCCCUGCAUUUGGCCACCAUCUCCUGCCAGCCACAGUGUGUAAAAGUCUUGCUUCAGCACGGUGCUAACGAAGAUGCGGUGGAUGCAGAAAAUCGAAGUCCACUGCACUGGGCAGCCUCCUCUGGCUGUGCAUCGAGUGUGCUCCUGCUGUGUGACCACGAAGCUUUCCUAGAUGUGCUGGACAGUGAUGGACGUACACCCCUGAUGAUUGCGUCACUGGGUGGUCACGCAGCUAUCUGCUCACAGCUGCUGCAGAGAGGUGCCCGAGUUAAUGUCACAGACAAGGAUAACAAGUCAGCUCUGAUCCUGGCCUGUGAGAAAGGCAGUGCUGAGGUGGCUGAACUGCUGCUGAGCCACGGAGCGGACGCGGGUGCAGUGGACAGCCUGGGGCACGACGCCCUGCAUUACGCCCUGCGCACCCAAGACAACGUCCUGUGGGAGCUGCUCCACCGGGCCCUGAACCGGCGGCGGAGAGGCGGUCAAGGCCUGAUUCAGCACCCAGAUCAUAUACCCCAGGCAUCUCCAUCUGAGCCCCAGGUGGGUUCCCCAUGUAAAAGCCCCCAAGGAGCAAAGCCUGAAGAGAAGCAGGAAGAGGAAGAGGAGGAGAAGGAUUCGCGUGGGGAAGAGUGGAAGCGGAAGUGCGAAGAGGAGCAGAGGAAAGUGUCGGACUUGGAGCUGGAGCUGGAGCGGACACGGGAGGAGAGUGAGGCCCAGGCGGCCGCCUACCUGGCCUUGGAGAGCCAGAUUCGAGAGCAAGUGCGAGAGCUGGGCUUCCUCUUGACCCAACACCCUGGAGGUCCUGGAGGGCAGGCCGCUGACCACCGGCCUGGAGGAGAUGGCAUGGAGCAGGGUUGUCCCCUGAACCUGCUGGCCAGGCACAUCCAAGAACUAAAGCAGCAGCGGGGCGCUGCCAGGGUGACCCCAAACACGGCUCCCAGCAGGGCCGAGGCGUCAGCCCCAGCAGAGGUCCCCCGCGAAGCUCAUGGACCACCCCAGAGCCCAAGAUCCGAGGACAUCAGGAUGGCCACAGGAGAGCAAGUGACCGCCACCCAUGGGGGACAGACCCCCAGCACAGAGGCGGAACCAGUGGGCGCAGCGAGCAUGCACCAACUCCUGCUGCAGCUCAGGGAGGAGCUGGCGGCCGUGUGGCGAGAGAAGGAUGCCGCCAAAGGGGCUUUGUCAAGACCAGUCCUGGAAGGAGCCCUGGGCACUCCCCGGGCAGAGGCUGCAGCAGCUGCCUGGGAGAAGAUGGAGGCCCGGCUGGAGAGGGUGCUGGUGAGGCUGGAUCGGGCCAAGGCCGGACUGCAGGCGAAACCUGAGAGCCCAAGCCACGGAGAAUCGAGAGCUGGAGCCCCGCGGGCCGGCCCGGGGUGCGCCCGGGAGCGCGAAGAAAAGAAGAGAGCCGCCGGGGCCAGGGGAGAGCCUCUAGGGGCCCCUGGCGAGCAGGCCCCGGGAGGAUGCCCGGCCAAGGGACCCUUGGAAAAGGGGGUGUCCGCGUUGAGGCUGAACAACAGUAACUUGCUGGAGGAGCUGGGGGAGUUGGGGCGGCAGCGGCAGCUGCUGCAAGAGGAGCUGCAGGCCCUCAACCAGCGGCUCCAGCGGGAGUUCAUGCCCAAGCCCGGGGAACAGGACCAGCUGCAGCAGUUGCAGCGGAGCGUGGGGCUGCUGACCCUGGAACUGGCCACGGAGAAGAACGCCACGGAGAAGCUGCGCCGGCGCCUGGCCUUCCAGAGCAGCGGCCUCCGAGGCCUGUGGGACUGCUUGCCGCCGGACCUGGUGGGCCACGGGAAGGCCCCGAGCGCCGACGAGCCCCUGGACGAGCUGCGGGCAUGCAUCAGCACCCUGGUGGACGGGCACCGCGAGGCCCAGCAGGCGCUGGCUGGGCUGCGGAAGGAAAACGAGCAGCUGAGGGCAUCGGUGCCCUCCUGCGCCUGCGGGGAGCCUCGGGACGCCCCCAGCGCGGGGGCCUCCAGCACCGCCCCCCAGGUGGCUGCCCUGGAGCACGAUCUGGGGCAGCUGGAGGAGGAGCUGCGGGCGGUGCAGGCCACGAUGAGCGGGAAGAGCCAGGAGAUCGCGAAGCUCAGGCAGCUGCUGUACCAGGCCACCGAGGAGGUGGCCGAGCUCAGGAGCCGGGAGGCGGCCAGCCUGCGGCAGCAGGAGAAGGCCCGAGGCUCCCUGGCGGCCCAGGCGCAGGCUUGGGGCCAGGAGCUGCAGGUGGUGCUGGACAAGUACAACUCGGCGUGCCGGGAAGCGAGCCGGCUGCGGGAGGCGCUGGCCGAGCAGGAGCGCCUGGCGGACGAGGCGCGCGCGCGCUGCCGGCGGUUCGAGAACUGCACGGAGCUGCUGAGAGAGAGGACCGAGCACCUGGCCGGCGCGUGCCGGGACAAGGAGGGCAAGAUCAAAGAAUUACUAAAGAAGCUGGAGCAGCUUUCGGAGGAAGUCCUCGCAGUUCAGGGGGAGAACGCUCACCUCACCCUAAAGCUGCAGGAUUCCCAGAAGAACCAUGAAGACAUCAUCUCCACCUACAGGAACCAUCUGCUGAAUGCUGCUCGGGGCUACAUGGAGCAGGACGUGUACAAUAUCCUACUUCGAAUCCUCAGCAUGAAAGAAUGAAGCGACAUCUCCUUGCCCUUGGAGAUACCGGCAUUUCUCUGUUGGAAUGAGAGCAUGCCUGGUUUACAGAGACUCCA